Molecule: messenger RNA, 3018 nt
Organism: Mercenaria mercenaria
Lineage: Eukaryota; Metazoa; Mollusca; Bivalvia; Venerida; Veneridae
Exons: 2
Coding region: 598-1452 (284 amino acids)
Source: RefSeq, a predicted model, not a curated record
UAUCCGUCAGAUUUGCAGCCUGAAUGACAGUUUUGUAUCGUGGACAUAUGUACAUAGAAUUUCAUGUUUUAUGCAUUAAAAAAUAGUUCUUUUGUAAUUGUAUUUCCUGUUUCAUUUCAAAUGUUGAUUAAAGGAUAGAAAGAAAAGUCUAGAUGGUAUUACGAGUAGUGAAGUGAUUUGUCAAUAAGAUGGGCAGCAGUUACACAAAAGUAGAAAACCGUUAUGAGAAAACGUUAAAAAUCAUUUUUACUCAUCCUUGCGGAAGAAACAGUUUGUUUCACCUGGAUACGAACUGCACUAGGAUUAUCAAAUCAAAGAAAGGAAAUGUAACAGUUAGUGUUUUUGACACCGACAACGAAACAAAGCCCUGCUCAGCUUUAACAUUCGGAGCAGGUACCCAUGUGUGGAUAGAGAGCAACGUUUUAGACAAACCAGAUAUAUUACGCCGUGUAUGACAAUCACUUUUAUGGGGAAUUAUAAUAUUAAAUGACUGCGAUUGCGUAACCUGCAAUACACAUGCUGGGCAAUAUAUGACUUUUCCGGUUCGCCGAUUACCUAACUCAUUCAUUUGUAAUACAGAUGAAAUAGAAACGCAAAAUGCAGCUGAAGAAAGAAAUACAGGAUGGUGCUGGCAAAUUGGUUAUAAGUACAGCUUCCGGUCUGCGUGAUGAAGCAGAAAAAUGUACAAGAGAAAUGGCUGCAGCCUUUACGAGGAUGGUGAAAGACAUGGAAAAUGCGACAUUUGAGUUAGUAACUGUCUUAGAAAACCAACCUGUUAUAAGCCCACAAGCAGAUACUUUAUAUCAGUUGAUAGAAAAACAAAAACUGGCAUUUGAAACUAUAAUUGCGAAAUGCACACUGAAAGUCACUGAUGGUAAAUUAAGUGAUUUUAAUGCUCUAGACUUUUACCAACAAGACCUUGUCCUGUUGGAACUUGGAAGAUACCUUAGAAAGGGAAUCAAAAUAUUGACAACAGUUUUUAAAGCUUUAAAAUGGUCUUUUAGAUUUAUCGUUCUCAUUUUUGUAUCUGUUUUCAUUUACCAAAUAUACGAGUCUAACAAUCCAUGGAAAGAAGCGACAAAAAAGAUUAUUAAUGCCGGAGUAGGAUUUGUUGUUGCGGUAAUAGGGUCUAAAUUAGGAGCAUUGAUUGGUGCUAUUGGAGGACCAGUCGGUGUUGUUGUUGGCUCUAUUCUUGGAGGCAUGCUUGGUGGAGUAUUAGGUAGCUACUGUGGGAAGGGAAUUUUCAAAAUAGUGUGUAUGAUUUUCUUUCCGAAAUCUACUGGUGGCCCAGGUCAGCCUCCCAUUGAAGGGACAGAACAUGUAUAUGGUCAACCGUGUAUUCCAGGAGUAGGGACAGUUAUGGAUCAAACGAAACUACAUGGCAUACUAAGGACAGGUCAGCCUAAAAUUACUGGUGCCGAAUCAACUAUAGGUUUGCCAAAACUCUGGUAGAUAUGAAGUAAAACGUUACAAUAUCUUAGUGAAGGGACCGAAAAGGAAAACAUAUUGACGAGUGUUAAAAAUUGUAGCUGCGCUUGUAAUAAUAUGUUGACUACAUAUGACUUGCAAAGUUUUUAAUGUUCGAUGUAAUUAGUUCUGAGGAUUUAGUUAUUAAUAUGGCUAAUUUUACGCUAGAAACGGCUCUUGUAAUUAUCAACAUACUAGAGUUCGUCGUUUUAAUUUUUUUUUUGUGUAUACACUUCACGUUGUUUAUAAAUGAUUUUUUUCUACAACUUGUAUAUUUAAAUUCACCAAACUUGAUACUUAGCACCCUUGUCUGGACCUCUCUUAUAUUAAUAAUUGUUUUAGCUCCGCCAAACUUUAAAUGACUUCUUUGCGCGAACCGCCUAAUCUCCAUCAGGCUUUGUCAUAAUGUUGUGGACGUUAUUUUCCACGGGAAGGCCACGCCAAAAAUAGAAUAAUAUAAGCGAUAGUGAACUUUGUUCAUAAAACUUUCAAUUGAAUUUUACCAAACUUUGUCAGAAGCAUCCUCAUAAAUACAUCGAUUCGCUUAAAAACCUGUCAUAUACAAUAUAUGUAUACUUAUAUCGUCACAUUUUUCAUUGCGACUACUCAUGAUUAUGUGGUUGAUAGAGCAUAUAUAUCUGUUUCAACAGUUUAACUCCUAUUAUAUAACAACAAAUCUUGCGGAAAUUGGGUAUAUUGAAAAUGGUAAAGCUACAACAUUACAAUAAUUGUAUAUAUUUUGUAAACAGUACAGAAGGUAAUUUUGAUAACUUUUAUUCUUAUUGGUAGUUUUUUCACAAUAUACUAAAUAAGAACCUAGUUUAAGUAUCGUCAUUAAGAUUUUCUUCACUUUAUAUUGGAUUCUUGUCAAGCUUACACAGAUAACCAAAACUUUAAAUCGCAACAUAUUAAGUGCGUUUAUGUAAAAAUUGCAUAUACUUUCGAUUUAUUCUACAUUUCGUAUUAACUAUGUGUGCUUGUCCGUCUUUCAAUUUGGAAAGUACCAUUAACUGUUAAAAGGUGUGAUUACCAAAAAUAUACUGACUGAUAGGCAUGCAGUGCAGAUCAUAAUCAGACUACACUGGUCGCAAAGGCAGAAUCAAUCGUGUACAACAUGAUCAGGGUUAAAUUUAGAUAUAAGUUCUUAAAUAUUACCUUGUCCGCUGGGCAUUCUAUAUUUUGCUUUCUAUUAAAGUUAAACAUCUUAAGUGUUAACUUUUGUUGUAUUUCAUACUGUCGAUUAAUUCAAUAUGUUAUGUACGCUAAUGAGUGAGCCUUUUCCCUUAUUGAUACAUAUCAUGUUUAAUUUUGUAUUUGAGUCACAUACAAUUCAUGGUUGAAACGUACUUUCACGCAUUUUCUGUCAUGAAAAAUGAAGACUAUUUUGUUGCAGACAAGCUUAUAGUUUGCUCUUUUUUCUAAAGCUUGAAAUCAACUUUUAUUUGUUGUGCGACAUUUUAAAGUUACCUAUCUUUCUAAAGUUUAAAAUAAAAUUUAUUUAUUGUGCGACAUUUUAAAGAUGAUUUUAAGAUUAUAUGUAGCUAUCAUGAA